GCUAUUUCAACGCCUAGGUAGACGGGCCCUGUUUCAAUACAUUUUCCAUAGAUCUAAAUUAUCUAUCGACAACUGAUAUUGCUGCAUCAUCUCUGACGUCUACUAAGGACCUGAUUGUCUCCCCUUACUCGAAGAACCAAGAACGACCUCGAGAAUAAACUCCCGGGCUGAAGAUCCGGGAAGCCAUAUGUGACCUGUAAAACCAUGCAAUCCAAACGGUUAAGGUUGAAGAAAUGCGACAAGAUAAACACCAUUAGCGUGGCUGUCCAGCGAGCUCUUAUACCUAACCGUGUCCAGCAAUCUCAGAAUUCCAAAUACAUGCGGCCAAAAUAGCUAUCCCCCAGUCAGGAUCGAAUUUUGCCUUUCUUCCCACUCUUAUUCACUCUUUCAGGCGAAAUCCAUCAGAUGUCUCUAUCGCAGGUAUCAGACGGCGGUGUCUCAGGUGAUUUUGAGCACCCGAAUGCCAACCUGCGUCGGGCCGUGAUUGUCGCUCUUUAUUUUGCAUUUAUUCUGUCAACUGUGUCAGUUGUUUUGCGUCUGGUGGCGAGACGAAUCACAGGCACUGGGCUUUUGCUGGACGACUAUCUAAUUGUAGCGGCUUUGCUCUUCAAGUAUGGAUGCUCAAUCGGAGUCGUCGUCUUGCUCUUCAACGGCAUGGGAUCCCAUAUCACAACGAUCCCACCCGAGAAUCUCGAAGUCUACAUGAAGAUUGGAUGGUCCAAUCCAUUCGUUUACACAACCUGCAUCGCACUCAUCAAAUUGUCCGUCCUAGCCCUCUACAAGCGCCUCUUCACCACACAACGCAUGUGCGUUGCCGUUAACGUAGUCGCCUCUUUCGUCAUCCUCUGGACAUUGAGUAUUUACAUUGUUGGGCUCCUGCAAUGCCUCCCGGUGAACAAGUUUUGGAACCGUGAAAUUGAAGGGACUUGCAUUGACCCUGCCAUGUUCUUCUAUGGCAUGCAGAUCCCCAACAUCCUUACCGAUGCUGUCUUGCUAGUCAUGCCACUGAAGCCGGUUUGGUCGCUGCGGGUUUCCACAAACCAGAGAAUUCUUCUUUCCUUCGUUUUCCUCGUUGGUAUCUUAACUUUGAUUUUUGAUAUCAUCCGACUGGUAGCCAUGAUCCAGUUUACCCACUCCGGUCCAGACAUAACUUACAACCAAGUCCCCUUCGUCGUGUGGACCUGUAUCGAAGCCGCGGUGGGAAUCACCGCCGCCUGUCUCUCCAACCUGCGACCUCUCUUCCGGCUUGGCCAGCGAGAUUUCUGGUCGCAGGCCCGUCAGUCAACGGGCCACUCGAAAGAGGAGCUCAACAAGUCGCAGGACCUAUCGUUGGAGGGUAGUAGUAUCGGGUAUGUGCAGGGCGGCAUCUAUACUCGCCACAGUGUGUCUAUCCAGCAUGAAGAGGCUUGAGGUAAUCGGAUAUCAGUGUUGACUAGGUUCUUUAUUUAUUUACUAUUAUAUGAUGAAUUGGUGUGAUAAUGGUUGGAGACUUUCAGGUGGAAGUCUGGGACUCGGUGGUGCCGGUUGUUUAACACCUUCAUUGUGUAUAGUUAUUGUUCUUUAUUGUCAUUAUGGACUAAUGUUUUUUGUAUCAAUCUCCUUUUGUAUUUUUAUUUGUUCCUGUUCCUUGACACUGAAAAUACCAAAUAAUACGCCAAGAGAAGAUACAGCAUAACAUUAACAAA
Messenger RNA from Aspergillus candidus, 1685 nucleotides. Its product is annotated as putative integral membrane protein Pth11-like. Lineage: Eukaryota; Fungi; Ascomycota; Eurotiomycetes; Eurotiales; Aspergillaceae. The transcript has 6 exons. The coding region runs from base 406 to 1410 and encodes 334 amino acids. The record is from RefSeq and is a predicted model, not a curated record.